AUGCCUCGCUCAACAAGAAAGAUUGUCUGUUUUUCAGACUUCGACGGUACUAUUUUUAUGCAGGAUACCGGCCACAUUCUUUUCGAUAAUCUCGGAUGCGGCACCAAGCGCCGGGAAAUCCUAGAUGAGCAGAUCAAGUCGGGCGAGCGCUCGUUCCGCGAGGUCUCUGAGGAGAUGUGGGGAUCUCUGCGCGUCCCCUUCGAGGAUGGAUUCGAAGUGAUGAAGCAGAACCUCGAGAUCGAUCCUGGUUUUGAGGAGUUUCACCGGUUCUGCCUGGCGAAUAAAAUUGAUUUCAAUGUCAUCAGUGCAGGCUUGAAGCCCAUCUUGCGCAGAGUGCUGGACACUUUUCUGGGCGAACAAGCGUCAUCCAUCCAGAUUGUCGCCAACGAGGUCGACAUCAAAGACGACGGAUCGGCGUGGAAGCCGAUCUGGCGACAUGAUACCGAACUCGGCCAUGACAAGGCCCUGUCGGUCCAGGAAGGCCGUGCCGAGGCCGCCAAGUAUUGCAUUGACGGCCAGAUCCCAUUGAUUGUGUUCAUUGGCGACGGAGUGUCCGAUCUGGCUGCUGCCCGGGAGGCCGAUGUGCUUUUUGCGCGCAAGGGACUCCGCCUGGAGGAGUACUGCCAGGAGAACAAGAUCCCCUACAUUCCCUUCGAGACCUUUGCCGAUAUCAAGCGGGAGAUUGAAGGGCUCAUGAAGGAGGACCAGGAGAAGACUGGAGGCGAGGGCACGCCUGCUCGGUUCAACCCUCGCGCCAACAUGUGGAGACGGGUCUCCAGCAAGCAAUCUGUGCCUCAGUUCAUCGCGGCUACACCAUCAAAGGAAGAAAAGAUGUUCCUUUGGCCAGAGAGCUUCUCCCAGCCAACGGCGAUUCAGGAGAAUGUCCCUGCUUAA
Aspergillus clavatus NRRL 1 is the source of this 894-nucleotide messenger RNA. RefSeq names its product putative 2,3-diketo-5-methylthio-1-phosphopentane phosphatase. The record is from RefSeq and is a predicted model, not a curated record. NCBI's taxonomy places the organism in Eukaryota, Fungi, Ascomycota, Eurotiomycetes, Eurotiales, Aspergillaceae. Gene Ontology annotation, molecular function: phosphatase activity. The transcript has 4 exons. Bases 1 to 894 code for a protein of 297 amino acids.